CAGGGUGGAAGGAACAGGGCUCAGCUUUUUUAAAUUACUGAACAGUAAACCAUGGCUACAGGGGAACCCAAAAGCAAGAAAAUCAAACUAGAGGAAAAGACACUGAGUGAAAACUCUCUUUUUGGGAUGGGAAAUCCCCUGCUGGACAUCUGUGCUGUGGUGGACAAGGACUUUCUGGACAAGUACGGACUCCAGCCGAACGACCAGAUUUUAGCAGAAGACAAGCACAAAGAAUUGUUUGAAGAGAUUGUCAAGAAGUUCAAAGUAGAGUACCAUGCUGGUGGUGCCACCCAGAAUGCCGUGAAAAUCGCCCAGUGGAUGAUCCAGAAGCCUCAUAAAGUGGCCACGUUUUUCGGCUGCAUCGGCGAAGACAAGUUCGGUAAGAUCCUGAAAGAGAAGGCGGAGGAGUGCCAUGUGGACGCGCACUACUACAAGCAGAGCGAGGAACCUACAGGGACCUGCGCUGCCUGUAUCACCGGAGACAACAGGUCUCUGGUUGCUAAUCUGGCAGCAGCGAACUGCUAUAAGAAAGACAAACAUUUGGACCUAGAGGAGAACUGGAAGCUGGUAGAAAAAGCUCGUGUCUACUACAUUGCCGGUUUCUUCUUGACCGUGUCGGUGGAGUCGAUCCUGAAGGUGGCCAAGCACGCCUCGGAGAACAACAAGAUCUUCUGUUUGAACCUGUCUGCUCCGUUCAUCUGCCAGGUCUUCAAGGAGUCGCUCAUGAAGGUCAUGCCCUACGUGGACGUCCUGUUCGGGAACGAAUCGGAGGCCGGCACGUUUGCGCGGGAACAGGGCUUCAAGACGAAGGACAUCAAGGAGAUCGCCAAAAAGGCCCAGAACUUACCCAAGACCAACAAGAAGAGGCAGAGAGUUGUGGUCUUCACUCAGGGGAAGGACGGCACUGUAAUGGCCAGUGGGGACGAGGUGGAGAUCUUCCCUGUGAUAGAAAUUGACCAGAAGGAGAUUGUGGACACCAAUGGAGCUGGAGAUGCGUUUGUAGGAGGUUUCCUGUCAGAGCUGGUGCAGGAGAGGUCUCUGGAGCAGUGUAUCCGUGCCGGACACUACGCUGCUAAUGUCAUCAUCAGGCGCUCAGGCUGUACGUUUCCAGAGAAGCCCGACUUUCAUUAAAAAGAAAAGAAAAGAAAGAAAAAACAGUAUUACGCUGGCUGAAGCCUGUAUCUGGUGUUAAAUUGAAUUGUUUAUUCGCCCUUCUUCCUCUUCUCUUUUAUUUCCUUCCUGUAUUCAGACUUGUGUGCCUCUGCUCCACAGCAGCCAGCCCCACAGCAUGAUGAACUCAUGCACACAUUUCACUUUACAAGAACGUUUCGAACUGCUGAACCAAACGGUUGCUUUAAAUAGAGAAUUUGUUUUUACAAAAGGGCUUUUUAGUAUUUUUGUUCCUUCCUGUACUGAAAAACAUGCCAAAGUCAGUCGCAAUAAUAAUCACCACUAGCUUUUUUUAUAGAGGACGUGUUGUGUACAGAACGUCCAGAUUUUAACACCUGUCGGAGAGGUACAGCCUUAAUGAUCUUGUUUUAAACAGUGAGGUUUAUUACCGUUUACGUUUUUUUAAACCAGUCCUGCAUGCUUAUGUUUUCAUUAUGAUUAUACGAUUAAAACUCUGGCAUUUUUACAGCUUGUGCGUUGUUGCAUAGAGUUUGCAGGUUCUUGAACACUUUUGUCAAAAUUAAAAUUGCCUUUAAUACAAUACAAACCA
Trichomycterus rosablanca is the source of this 1720-nucleotide messenger RNA. It is a transcript of the gene adka, whose product is annotated as adenosine kinase a. The record is from RefSeq and is a predicted model, not a curated record. Gene Ontology annotation, biological process: purine nucleobase metabolic process; purine ribonucleoside salvage. Bases 52 to 1131 code for a protein of 359 amino acids. Lineage: Eukaryota; Metazoa; Chordata; Actinopteri; Siluriformes; Trichomycteridae. Gene Ontology annotation, molecular function: adenosine kinase activity. Gene Ontology annotation, cellular component: cytosol; nucleus. The transcript has 11 exons.